AAUCAGUUGACUCUCACAAGGCCCUACAUGAUUGAGAUCAUGUACUCUGAUCAAAUCCAAAUAUCAGAUCUCACUUUGGUCAAUUCCCCAACUUGGUUUGUCCAUCCAAUUUACAGCAGUAACAUAAUCGUAAAAGGGCUUACCAUUCUUGCCCCAGUGGAUUCUCCUAACACAGAUGGCAUAAACCCAGAUUCGUGCACAAACACUAGGAUUGAAGACUGCUACAUUGUUUCUGGUGAUGAUUGCAUUUCGGCAAAAAGCGGGUGGGAUGAGUAUGGUAUUAAAUUUGGAAGGCCAACCCAACACUUAGUGAUAAGAAGAGUGACUUGUAUAUCCCCAGACAGUGCCAUGGUUGCACUAGGCAGUGAAAUGUCUGGUGGAAUUGAAGAUGUUAGAGUUGAAGAUCUCACUGCCAUCAACACAGAAUCAGCUGUUAGAAUCAAAACAGCAGUUGGUAGAGGUGGAUUUGUGAAGAACAUAUUUGUGAGAGGAUUGAAUCUGAAUACCAUGAAAUAUGUAUUUUGGAUGACUGGUUCUUAUGGACAACACCCUGACUCUCACUAUGACCCCAAAGCACUUCCUACCAUUACCGGAAUAAAUUUCAAAGAUGUUGUUGCCAAGAAUGUUACAUAUUCUGCAAAACUUGAAGGAAUCUCCAACGACCCUUUUACUGGAAUCUGCAUUUCUAAUGUGACUAUCGAAGUGAGUGCACUGAAGAAGAAGAAGCUUCAAUGGAAUUGCACUGAUGUUGCUGGAGUUACCAAUAAUGUCACUCCUCCACCUUGUGCAUUGCUGCCACAGAAAGAUAAAACUGAUUGUGCUUUUCCAAAUGACAAACUACCCAUUGAAGCUGUUCAAUUCAAGACAUGUUCCUUAUAAA
Molecule: messenger RNA, 880 nt
Organism: Vigna umbellata (rice bean)
Lineage: Eukaryota; Viridiplantae; Streptophyta; Magnoliopsida; Fabales; Fabaceae
Source: RefSeq, a predicted model, not a curated record